Messenger RNA from Pantherophis guttatus, 2162 nucleotides. It is a transcript of the gene PLBD2, whose product is annotated as phospholipase B domain containing 2. Gene Ontology annotation, molecular function: glycerophospholipase activity. Gene Ontology annotation, biological process: phospholipid catabolic process. Gene Ontology annotation, cellular component: extracellular region. The record is from RefSeq and is a predicted model, not a curated record. Lineage: Eukaryota; Metazoa; Chordata; Lepidosauria; Squamata; Colubridae.
GACGCCAGCCGGGGCUUGGCACAUCGUCCUACCCGGGAAGGACAGCCCGGACGGAACCAUGGCGCGGCUCGGGCUCCCGCUGCCAAUUUUGCCGUUUCUGCUGCUCGGGGCGCUGUCCGCCUUUUCUCCGCCGCGCUUCCCCAACGCGCCUGGGCAAGCCACCCGCGGCUCCUCCGUGCUGCUGGACCCGGUGUCCCGGGAGCUGCAAGUGGUCCAAGGAUGGGUACCGGACGCCGUCGCUUGGGCCAACCUGACCGACGGGAUCCAGGAUAACGGAUGGGCAGUGCUGGAUUUAACCACCAACGAGAAAUACAACGACAGCAUUCAGGCUUAUGCAGCUGGGCUGGCUGAAGCCGCAGUCUCUGAGCAGCUGAUAUAUAUGCAUUGGAUGAACACGAUGGUUAGCUACUGUGGCCCGUUUACCUACCAGACGGACUACUGCCAAAAGUUGAAAAAUUACAUUGAAGCCAACUUGAAAUGGAUGGAGCAACAGAUCGAACAAGCAGGAAUGGAUUCUGCGUAUUGGCAUCAGGUUCGCCUUGUUCUGCUGCAGUUGAAAGGCCUCGAGGACGGGUACAACGGUCAGAUUUCCUUCCCGACGGGCAGCUUCUCCAUCGCUCCUUUCGGCUUUCUCUUGUUCCAGCUGGGUGGUGAUCUGGAAGACUUGGAAUCAGCCUUCCAUAAACCUGAAGAGGAGGAUGCUCUUGGUUCUGGCUCCUGCUCGGCUCUGAUCAAAUUUUUACCUGGCCAUCAAGAUCUUCUGGUUUCACACGACACAUGGAAUAAUUACGAAGCCAUGUUGCGCAUUCUCAAAAAAUAUACUCUGCCCUUCCGGACUUCACCUCGCAGUGAUACCACAAUUCCUGGUCACACCCAAGCUUUCUCUUCGUAUCCAGGCACUAUCUUUUCCGGCGACGAUUUCUACAUCUUGAGUAGCGGAUUGGUGAGUCUGGAAACGACGAUCGGAAACAGCAAUAGUGACCUUUGGAAGUUCAUCACACCUGACAACAGUGUGUUGGAAUGGUUGCGUAACAUUGUGGCUAACCGUCUCGCAAGGACUGGGGCAGAAUGGGCGGCCACCUUUGAGAAGUUCAACAGUGGCACGUACAAUAACCAGUGGAUGAUUGUGGAUUAUAAAUUUUUUGUCCCAGGCGUGGUUGUUCCCCAGCGUGGCCUCCUGACUGUGCUGGAACAGAUUCCGGGAAUGGUGAUUACUGCCGACAUGACCAAACUAUUGUACCAAGAAGGCUACUGGGCAAGCUACAAUGUGCCGUAUUUCCAAGAUAUCUUCAACACUAGCGGGCUCCCAGCACUAGUUCAGAAAUAUGGGGACUGGUUCACCUACGAGAAAACUCCCCGAGCCCAAAUUUUCCGGCGCAACCAAACUCUUAUACAGGAUAUGGAUUCAAUGAUCCGAUUGAUGAGGUUCAACAACUUCCUUCAAGAUCCUCUGUCCCGGUGCCAAGGCUGCAACCCAUCCCAGAACGGAGAAAAUGCCAUCUCUGCCCGCUCUGAUCUCAAUCCUGCCAACGGCACAUACCCCUUUGGUGCUCUCUACCAGCGGCGACAUGGGGGCACCGAUAUGAAGGUGACCUCUUUCGAAAUGAUGAAGAAUUACAGCUUCCUGGCCGUCAGCGGGCCUACCUGGGAUGACCUUCCUCCUUUCGAGUGGAGCACUUCUCCCUAUUGCAAUAUAUCCCACAUGGGACAGCCGGAUCUAUGGAAAUUCUCGCCCAUCCAAGUCCAUUGGGGCUGAAUUUUCCUAAGACUGGUCUUACCCCCCCCCCCCAUGGGCCAGGCUCAGAUUGUGAGCCUAAUUCUAGCUGUCUUCAUGGAGCUUUUUGGGGUGCUGAUUCCACCCUUGGGCUGGCUUUCUUGAAAGAAAAGGGGAACUUGAUCCAUGAGAGGUCCUCCGAGAUUAUGGGAUAGAGCAAGCAGGGGCCCUUAUCCUGGGACGAACUGGAAAAGCCAAAAAUGGCUUGAGUCUAAAAGGAAGGAGAUGGUUGAGAAGACGACUCGUAAAUCAGGGUGUAAAAGUGGCUCGUUGGGUCGUAUGAUGAGAUUUCUCACCCGAACCUUUUAAAACUUUCGUUUCGUUCUGUUGUUCCAAUAAACGCCUACACAAAACCUGCAGUGGAUUGUGUAGUUCAGAGAUGCUUGAA